Molecule: messenger RNA, 4050 nt
Organism: Auanema sp. JU1783
Lineage: Eukaryota; Metazoa; Nematoda; Chromadorea; Rhabditida; Rhabditidae
Source: the annotation of a GenBank genome assembly
AUGAUGGAAGAUCCAAUGAUGCCUGAUCUAUCACAUUUAUCAGCUGAAGAGCGCGAGAUCAUUGAGCAAGUUUUGCGUCGACAGAAGGAAGAAGAAUCAAAAGAUGUUCAGAUGACCAUAAAAGCUGAUGAAGAGUUAGACCAAAUAGAACGUCAAAUUAAUGAAAGAAAAGAAUCUGCGCGACGAUUAGUUGGAACACAGGAUGAUGCAAUCUGCCAAAUUUGUCAAAAAACAAAGUUUGCCGAUGGCAUAGGGCAUAAAUGCUUUUAUUGUCAAUUACGGAGUUGUGCUCGAUGUGGUGGACGAGCUCAAAGUAAAAACAAAGCUAUAUGGGCUUGCUCGUUAUGCCAAAAAAGACAACAGAUUUUGGCUCGAACUGGGAAAUGGUUUCAACCUGAAGAAGAAAGAUGCCCGAAAAUGAGCAAUGCAGGGAUGCCAAGUCCUAGCCAACCAGUCGCUCCUAGCAUUGGACCUUCCACAUCCGGCUCAAAUCCGCAAAUUAUUGUUCCUCCUUCUAACUCGAAUCCAAAUUUGAAUGGUCCACAGAUUAACCAACAACAUUCUGCUGGUGUCAAUCAACGGCUGACGUCUUCUCAAACAUCACAACCAUCUAGACAGCAAGGAAACGGCCAAUUACCGAUGGCUACAACGUCUUCUAAUACGCAAAGAGGCUCAAUGAGUCAACAACAAGCGAAAUCUGGUUCAGAAAUGCGUAAGCAGAAUACAUUGCAGAGGCAGCCAACAUUAGAGAAUGAUCUACGACAGCCAAAUGGAUCAGUAGUUCAUCAGAGGCACUCAAAUAUGCAGCGGUCUAAUGAAGCCCCGUCUAGCUCAACAACUUCGAGAACAUUGAAUGAUCGUCCUCAUGAAGACCAUCGGAAUAGGAGGAAUAUAGAAAAUACUUCACCGUUCGCUUCUAAUCCUGACGGACCGUUCAAUGAUAGGCGAGAUGGAAGUAGUGCAAAAAAUGCUAUUAAUAAUCUUUCAUCGAACGUCAAGCGGAGAGCUUCUCCGAUUCGGAAUCAAAGAAUAUCUGAUCGUCGAACGUCUCAGCCUACGAACAAAUCUCCAAAUGAACGGCAAUCACCUGUGAGGAAUGGUCCAUUUGAUGGUAGACCGAAUGAGGAAUACUACAACAAUUCUAGACAAACCGAGUUUCGUCGAUCACGAUCCAUUCGUGAGGAUGAGGGCCGUCGUGGCUCAAUUGGCGUCCGAUUGAAUCCUACUCUACCGGCAGCGGAGGUAGCUCCAGUUCCAGUGGCAAAUCCGCCAACCAGCGUUUUUUCAUCUGCAACGGCUACAGCAAAUCAACGGCAAAAGAAAUCGCGUUUGCAUAGACAAAUACGCUCCAUGUCGAGUUCGGAUGAGGAAGUUGCCACCACAUCAGAAGGUUUUGUUGGAGAAGAUGCUAGGCAGCGUGUUCCAAAUGAAUGCACUUCAGAAAAGGAUCUUUUACGAUAUAUUUACGGAUCGGAGAAAUCGAAUUCAUUAAAAGGACGCAAAACCGGAGCAGUUAGUGGCUAUUCUUCUGAUUGUACAGCUAAUCGUCGAGAUACAACAACGAAUCCACCAUCAGUACUGCCUGGUAAUGUGUUGGCUGCUAAGAUUAGGACUUAUUUAUCGCAUCCGGUGACAUGGCAGCCAUCAGCUGAUCAAAGGCGUUUAAUUGGUCACAUGGUAUUGCAUCGAACAGAUAGUUCAGUUAACGGAGAUUUAGGACUCAAAGUUGUUGGAGGAAGACGAUUAGAUACAGGCCGUUUAGGAGCAUUUGUUACCAGAGUUAAGCCGGGAAGUGUUGCAGAUACUGUCGGGCGACUACGACCUGGAGAUGAAAUGCUUGAAUGGAACGGGCAACCUCUUCAGAAUGCUACCUAUGAUCAAGUUUAUGAAAUAAUAUCAGCUAGUAAACAUGAAUCACAAGUAGAAUUAAUUGUUAGUCGAUCAGCAUGUGUUCCUGGCGGUGAUGAUUUUCUUAACGUUCAAAACACUCCCAAUCGACAAUUGCCGAAUCCUAAAUAUAUCCAGAGUAUUGAUCCAGAUUGUUAUGCCUCUCCUUCAGCGUCUCCAAUGAAUGUGCCCCCAGCUACAAUUCCACAUUCUCAAUCUGUUAUGCUGCCAUUCCAUCAUCAAUCUAGUCCACGUCAUCGGUCAACAGCACCCGGUUUUUACUCAGAAGCUGCAAUGCUAGAUCAACCACAAUGCUAUGGCAAGGGACAAAUUUUCGGACGUAUCGAGUUAUCAAUUAUAUUCUCUCCUCACGAUCGUCAAUUAAAUGUAACCGUGGAAAGAGCAUUUGAUUUGCCACCUCGUCCUGAUGGUGCUCUGCGAAACCCUUAUGUGAAGCUGUUUUUACUACCUGAUAGGAGUGAAAAAUCACGAAGACAAAGUGCUGUACUCGCUGAGACAACAGCUCCAUAUUGGUCUGAAGCAUUUUAUUAUCAAAAUAUUUCUGAAGCUCAACUGAUGGAGCGUGCACUUGAAGUUACCGUCUGGGAUUACGAUAAAUAUACGACUAACUCAUUCUUGGGUGAAACUCUAGUGGAUUUUUCAACUAUCCCAUUGGAUGGACAGCCUCUAUUAUAUACAUUAGUUGAUAUGGAUGACGAAAAUCCGCUAAGAUUGAGGUUGCGGCAGAGGAAAUUAUCCCAAUAUUCCGGAGUUCCACAACGUCCACGAAGCGAAAUGGCCUAUGCUGUUUACGAUCCGUAUAUUGAUCAACAGGAUUAUCCUCCAAGACACGUAGGGCCGGAUCAAACCAUGAGAAGAUCUCGCACGUAUGAUAGAGCUGGUUUGGCUCAAGCUCGUCACACUCCUGUGAGAAUGGAAGAAGAUUGGAAUAUAAAUCAAACUUCAGGCUAUUUAUCUGAUUAUGCUUAUUCCAACCCUCCACUCCCAGUUCGCUAUCAUCGACAACGACGACCACGUAGUGCGACAGCAAUGAGACAUAUGACUCCUGCUGAAAUGAGUGCUUCACGUAUGUAUUCGCGACGUCAUCCAAUGGAGGAUCGUCAAUGGGAAGAUGCAGCAACUCCGGAACAACGUUAUCCGCCCCAAACAAAUCAUUUGCGAUACCCAUCUGGUGAUCCACGCUCUCCGAAUGGUCGUCUAAUGGAAGUCAUGCAAGAGCAACAGGGAUAUGGUAGUGAUGGGAGUGAAACAUUAAGCAUUCACUCUGCUCAUAGCAUGCCAGUCGUUCGAACCAUUAACAGACGAGGAAUGCCUCAGCCCACCAACAACGACAUUCAAGAAACUUCAAUGGAAGAAUAUAUUCCUGAUGAGCAAAUGAUGCAGUCUGUGCAGAAGAACAAUCAGCAGAAUAUGAAUAUGAAGGAACGUAAAAAGAGCCUGAUGACACGUUUCAUUCCCGGACGUGGAGCUGGCGGUGCAGAAAUGAAAAGAACUGGAUUCGCUCGAUCUGAAGAAGUUGGAGUUCCCGGGAAUUUGUCAGCUGACCGCCUGCAAGCACCAUUCUUGAAACAAGCAAGCAAAGAGUCUAAUGAUUCUGGGGACAAUUGGCUUCCCGUUCUUCCAGACGGCCCGCUCGGAACGUUCGUCGAUAAUCUCGGCCCAGGACAAGUUGUUGGUAGACAGGUGUUAGCCUCGCCAGUUCUGGGCGAAAUUCAGAUUGCUAUAAUGGGUAGCCGAAAUGGCAUUGAGGUUGAGAUAAUCAAAGCAAAUAACCUUGUUGUGAAGCCUGGAACAAAGACCAGCCCUGCUCCAUACGUCAAAGUCUAUUUGAUGGAAGGAAAGCAGUGUAUUGCUAAGGCAAAGACCAAUCCCGUCAAACGAACAACGUCACCACUCAUUCAACAAAGGUUGCAAUUCAAUGAAAAUCCUAGAAGAAAAAUGUUACAGAUCACUGUUCUAGGCGAUUAUGGUCGCAUGGAACGGAAAGCAUUUAUGGGUAUUGCUCAAAUUCGACUAGAUGAUUUGGAACUCGGCCCUCAACCAAUUAUUGGAUGGUACAAAUUAUAUCAUAGUUCAUCCUUGGCCGGAACUGGUCCUAUCCGGAAAGAUUCUGAAACAUCUCUUGCCGGUGUGCCUCAAUAG